UGUCUACUUUAGCCUAGCCGUACAAACUGCACUGUACAAGUAAGUACUGCUAUAUAUAGCUAUAGUACUAGACCAAAUGCAUUCUGUCUGCGCUGCAGCACGACAGUGAGCUACUAGUUACUUUCUGGAGCAGCUUUACUGUUAACCCAAGCAACAUAAAAGUAGAGGCGUGUCCAGAGAACCUCUCAAACGGUUCCUCUACUACUGCUGGUGGUAUGGCAGAACCUAACCAGCACUUGAUACCACCCUCUGCUACCAUAGCAAAAUCCUCCGAGGACGUUGCUGGUGAUAGUCACCCCCUGAGUGACCCCAACAGCUCGUUCACCGUCCUCGAGUAUUCUUGUAGUCCCUCGCAUGCCGCCGAGGCUCGGAAACGCAGUGGACCACACCCACCUCCAGAUCCAGAUAACCUGCGGCCACUUGAAGAGGUGGAUCUUGGUCGUCACUCACUGCGGACUAAAUCUUUUCAGACAAUCAGCAUCAUGAAUGGUCUAAAGCUUCGGCUCAGAGGUCGGACCGCCCUCAUUGCUGCUUACACAUAUGCCUUGUUCCCACGCAUGGACAAGUGUGUACCUGUGGAUUGGAAAAUUCUCGUCACUGACGAUGUGCAGAGUCAGCACAUUCGUUGCCACCCGUUACAAGAUGGAGACGAGCUGUCAAUGUUAGUAUCCAACUUCAAAGAGCAGCAUGCCAAAGCUGUGAUCCUCGUCAACACACAAGACAACUACUCAAUUGCCCCUCAGUUCUUGAAAGGUAUGAAAAAGAGUAGCAUCCCAAUAGUAAUCAUCACUCAGUGUGACGGUGCCAGCCUCUUGGCCAGUCUGGAAACACAUGGUGACGAUGUCCAAGCCCGAUUGGACGCUGAGAGUGAUGUGGACGCCCUCGUUGGAGGAGGGCAAGAAGAGUCCUCCCUUACCUCUAGACAAUCCCCCGGUCCAACUAGGAAAAAGUCUGAUAAAGAAGGACCAGGUGUGAAGCAGAGGUUGAAAGAUCGUUUUUUUGGUAGUGACAAAGGUUCGACAAUGGAUCUGAGGGCAGAGCUGAAAAAGCUUAUGUUCACUGUGGACAAGAAGCCAGCGCUUAUAUCCGACGAUCCAGCCAAGUUCAUUAUGGUGAUGUCCAUCCUCACAAACUACGAGAAACAGGCAAAAGAGGACGGUAAUCACACCACGGUCAACGAAACUCUGAAGAGGAUGAAACCACAUUUUGACGAGCUAUUUUACAAGGACCUUCCCUUCUACCUAGUAUUUGCCUAUCGUCUUCACAUCCAGUCCACCUUUUACCAGUGUGACGAUAUGGUACCAUUUAUCACAGCGUGCUUGAAGAAGAUUGAGAGCUUACAUUUCCAACAGCUAGCCCAGACAAUAAACGACUUCGCCAAAAGGGGAGACUUUGAAGUAAUGUGUGGCACUACAAAGGAGGAAGAAAGUGUGAGCAUGUUCUGGUUCAUGGAGUGUGCUUGUCAGGUGUUGUCGGAGGUCUCUCAAAAUCUAAACAACCGAGCCUCUGUUCAGAGUCAGAGUCAAGGACCUGCAACCAACGUGAGACCGGUCCAUCCCAACUUCUGCUACACUAGAAUGAUGUGGUUGUCAAUGGCUUUCAAGUUUCACUGUGAGCGGACCCAAAUUACCAGAUCAACCCCCCGACUUUGGUAUGACAGGUUUAUCAACUACCAUCCUCGUAUCGUCCUCACCGACGCUGUGAUCAGAGAUUUGGUGGAUGGAUUGGAUUUUGGACGUCUCUUAUAUCUACCAAAGGAGGUUCAUUUCAGUUUUCAUCACAUGACAGAUUUAGUUGUGUCAGAAAGAUGCAUUCGACCGUUCAAAUAUAUUCGGCACUUUCUUCACUCCAUGGAGCAGUUUCUUGAGACAGAGGAUGAACUGUUCCACAUACUCACUCAGAUCAGGGCCACGUACACCUCCAAGAUAAAGGAACCAGGUUUCUCUAUGUCCAACGUCAGCCUUCUUGGAACACUGGCUGACACCAUCACUGAGGCUCUCAAUUUUCUAGACUUCUUGUUGGGUGUCUGGGACAAACGCAAGUUCAGAGAUGUGUCUAUCGACUCUGAGUGUACCAACUGGCUGCAGCUGCUCCUGGGGUUGGUGGAAAUCACUCGGGACCACUCCCACACACUUCUCAACAGUUUUUUCAGGAAAAAUGGCGUCUGCAAAAAGUAUCGAAGACUCAUUGUCAAACAAGUUCUUGAUACCACUCACCAACACUUCGACAAACUGAGUAUUCAACAAUUCUUCACUCUGUACAAGGCCUUCAGAAUCUGGCCCAACAAGUUUCUUGGUGAGUACUUGGAAUCGUACAACGUUCCUAUAAACACCAAGAUCAACGACGGUACGUGCAAAGAAUUUUUUGGAGAGGUAGUGGAUAGGUUUCCCGCUGCACAUGAGCACUACUAUCUUCUCGGCUUCCUCAUGAAGAUUUCUGAGCGUUAUCGUGAAGAUAACUGUGCAAGGAACUUUGUCCUGGACCUCGUUAAACUGGGAGUGCCAAAGUUGCUCGGAGCACCUGAUCAGGGAAGCUCUGAAGACGCUGACAUUGAACGAGCUAUGGAGAUACAGAAGAAGUUCACCGUCAUGCUCAGAAACUACAUACGUGGGAACGCCCUCAAGCAAACCAUUCUCCAGCAGAUGACCGAGAUACUGAAUGCCAUCUCUGAUGAGAGGGACGAGUUCCAACAGCUCAUUCUGAGAGUCCUCUAUCAAGAAGUGAUCCCUGAGUUCAAGGUUCUUCAAGACCUCGACUCAAACAAGGGGAAAACCGGUCAGUUGUUCAAAGCCAUCAUCAAGUACUCCAUUGACUAUCUCUGCAAGUCACUCAGGUGGCUGCAAGGUCUCACAACUAAACAAACCUUCUGUUGGGGGCUUGUUGCUUCCUCUUCAUCUCGUGUGCAUGUGACUGCUGAAAAUUUUGAUUGGCUCCGCAACUAUUCUUAUGUGAUAUCGGAACUGGGCAAGCUGUUCAACAACUACUGUACUAGGAAGAAGCUCUCUGACAACCAAAGUGUGAUCGUUAACAGUCUCCCUGAUGAUAUCGCCAAAAGUUGCUGUGAUGAUGUCACACGUUACUUUAAAUGGAUCGGCACAAUUCAAGGCGUCUUUCAAACCUGGAAAAGCAAAUUGAAAUCUCAUGAAGUUAACUAUGACGAGAUCCUGGUGUAUGCCUCCUGCCACAUUGAGAUAGAAAGGCUCUGCCAAACACUGUGCUCCACAACUCUCAUCAUAGACUUCCAAAUAGUCCUGACAGUAAAGAACACUUUCCUGACAGAUUUUGAGCUUCUAAAUGUCUAUCUCCUCCGUUACACACCACAACACCCUGAUGCAAAGUGGUGUAACUUUCUCGUCAUUUUGAAGGAGUAUGGGGUGACCCUCCCACAACACCUUCUCACACUUAUUGAGAGAUACGUUGUCUUCCCUGAUAAUAAGAGCAGAUCAAACCAUGAACUUCUCAAACAUCCUGUUCCAACAGGGACUAACGGAAUCUUCCUACCAGGCAGCAAUGAGUUGUCGCUUCGUUUAACCAAAGAGUUCCCUCUAAAAGAACUUUCUAAACUGGUACAUGGAAUAGAAGAAUUUCAAGAAACUCUGAUUGAACAUAUGGAUAUGCUCAUCUUUUUCAAGCUAAACCACAGCGUAAUGUUUGACAAAUACCUCCGUGUGGAGAUUGGGCAAGCUAUCGAUUCAGAAACAGAACAACAAUCUGUCUUUGAAUCCUCUAGUCCAUCAGUGUUCCAAUUCUCUUUUCCUCAAAGUAUGUUCUUGUCUUUGGCACAACCAAAGAAAAAGAAAGACGGUGUGUCAGUUGAUGUCUUACAUAAAUCACUCCAGAACACAAAUUAUUUGCUCAUGAAGAUUAUGAGGGGAGAGGCUGCUUAUGCUGACAUCAUUGCACAGGGGAAACUGGACCUUGAAACCCUCGAUAUAGAGAAUGAAUUCACCACCCUCAAAAGCUACUUCCUGACCCUAAAUAUCACUCAGUCAGAAUCUGAAGGGCUUGCUGGCGUGCGAAGUUUACUAGAACUGUUCCAAUACACAAAACACAUACAGAAGAUACAAGGUGCGUGUGAGCAGUAUAAGUUGAAUACGUGUUUGCAAGACUCAGACUUGAAGGAGGUCAAAGAUCUCGUCAGAGAUGUAGAAGACGAAGAGAACCGCUCGAAGCUAACCCCAAUAGAAGCCAGUCAGAGAAUGGAGCGAAUCAAAAUACUUCUCUGUCUUGCACCUGAUCCUAAGUCCAAAGUGAAACCUCGAGAUAAUUGCUUGGAAGUUUUCUCUGCAGUAGCUAACAGUGCCGAGUUUUAUUUAUUUAUUCAAGCUAAGCAAUUUUAUGGAGAAGAAGGGGUGGGCACCUUCCAUCAGCAGUACCAACUAAUCACGGCUCAGUUGCAGCACGAAGAAUACGAUGAAUAUGUUCUGAACCACCUCCUGGCUGCCUUCAAUGUCAUGACGCCAUUCUUGGACCAGGAGCAGAGUUUCAAGGACCUUAUGACCAAAGUAACUCGUCUUGAUACGACCAUUGGGCUAAAGCAGCUAGAGACUGUCAACAGCAACAUCACCCUCAUUAAACUCUGGUUCUCAAGGGCUGAGGGAGACACCCUCCAGAACGUUGCCAAAGAACUAGACAAAGUCUUGGAGACUGGUUACUACUCAUUCAAUUUGCCCACGGACGGAGAGGCUCAAAUGAUCUUAGAGUACGUGCCUUCCAGUAGCCAGACCUCGAACACUUUCGAAGAGGGUGUGGAUGGCGGAACUACUUGUGCAUCCUACUCCCAGAUCUCUAAACUAGAGCCAGAGACUAGUGACUUGGUGAUUAAGAGGCCUAAAUCAGAGCAGUGGAACUCAGAGCAGAUUAGUGACUUUGUGCGUAAGCUUGGCUUUAUGGACACUGAGAGAGAAGGAGGAGAGAAGAUCAAACACUUCCGGCUUAUUAGCUCUAUUGCCUACCGUCUACUGGAAUUGUACAAACAACUGAAGGACCUUGGAAACCCUCUCUACUUCAAGGGCACAGUGGAGCCACUCCUCUGUGGUGUCGACCGUACCAAUGCAGACGAUCGAGUGAGAAAAACAGAGGUCCAUCUUGAAAACUGGAAGAAACGAGUUACUGAGCUACGAAGUCAAUACAACUGGUUACUGUUCUUCAGCAUACAGAAGAUCCUGAGGUUGUACAAACUGGUGUCCAUGUGUGAGGAGAGAGAUAAGCAGCUGGACAAGAUUGUGGCUGAGAUAAGCUUCCUCUGUAAAAAUGACGUGGCAACCAGGCAGAACUUGAAACAACGCGUGAAGACAGAGUUGAAAAACUGCCAGAAAGAUGCACAAAAUGAAGAGCCUCCGAUGCACACCAUUGGUCAGUUCCUUGGUGUUCUAUUCCUCAGGCACUCCCUCCCCAGACGCUCUGACUCCGCCCCCCUCCUCCGAACUCAUAUCCUCACAUGUUUCUCCCUCUCUCAUGACUUCACACAGUUGCUCCACUACUGUCCUCGCCACUCGCAUAGUCAGCUGAUUCAGAUGAUUAUCGGUAUAUGCUCUGGAGUACCUGAGGCAUUUGAGGUGUUUCGUUGUCGGCCAUCUACGACUGAGAGUGAGCUCAUGCUGUUCUUGAAGAAAGUGGCCAGACACUCACUGCGCUCUAUUGUAUUGGAGGUCAACAAACUGCCCUUCAAACUACAAGAGAGUUUAAUGCAGCUGCACCUGCUAGUGCAGAUCACGCAGGGCCAGGAGGACAAUCCCGAGGAACUGACCACCCUUGCUGCCGCUCAUGCUUCUCCUUGCAUCCACUUCAUUGAGACUGAGCCCUCAGUGCUCAGGGACGUUCCCUGGAUACGACUCAGGGAACACAGGGAGCCCAUUAUAACGUUUGAGGAAGCACAAAAAGUGUGCCAUACUCGAGUGCUACUACCAGAAAACUUCACUUGCAUACAGCUGGUGGUGGGGGCAGCAGGUAAUGGUAAGACACACUACAUCAAGGAACAGCUGUCAGCCAGUGCAGCACAGCUGACCAUUGCAGUGAACGAGGCCUUCACCCCCCUCAAGGUCAUCAUAAAGCUGUGCAGUCUUCCCACUAAUGUCUGGGGGGCAAGCAUUUUUUUCAACUUUACUAUGCUCUCUCCAAGGGACUCAGUGGACGAGAGCGAGUGUCGCCGGUACAAUCAACUGAUGGAGGUGAUUGGUUGGUUCUUCUUUGACCUGCUCAUCCUUGGUUACGUGGAAGACCCAGUCACUGGGAAAUCGUUCCGAGUACCUGGUGGACUUCAGUGGGCCAUCUAUAUCGAAGUUCCGUCCAGAGAAGGAGACAUGAAUUCCGCACUCAAACAGUUCCGGGAGGAGGUGCCGACUCUGGGGUUGCUAGGCGAACAGUACUUUAUCCUCUCAGAGAAGCCGUACAGUGUGGACAAUGAUGUGCAGCUGGUGUGCAAGUAUCUGCAGGCAUACGAUACAGGAGGGAUAAUAGGCAUUGACAGGCUCUAUUGCGGUCGGCUAGUCAAAUUCAGUGAGGACCCCAACAUUCUUCCUCAUCAGUGCCAGAAGCUGCUUCACAAGUACAUGCCUGAUCAUAUCCGUUCCACCAAAAUCACUCAGAGGCUCUUCGUCAAGUACAUGAAGCGUCGUUGUGAGUUCCUCGACAGUCUUCCGGCAUUCAACUUCAACCCAGGGAUUGGGGAGUACCUGGUUAACGAGCAGGGGCAGAAGGUCACCACCAGCACCCAGCAACUUGGCUCCACCCUCAUGAAAACCAUGCUUAAGGAAGUCAGCGAUUUCUGUGACCCCAAAAUCAAAGACAACUGGUCUAUGAAACCCCAUCAACAGUUGAUCUACGACUACAAAGACUGUGGAUCGAGUUUUGGGCUCAUCUCUCUUCAUCCCGAGGAGCUGCCGGAGUCAGAGAAGGAGGCGUUCAGAAAGAUUGGUAUCAAGAUACCAUCCAUGGCAGAUUUAUUCUCCCGAGACAUACUGGAUGGUCUUCUCUCUCGAGCCCUCAACAUCCAGCUGGAGAAAAAUCGCUUGGUGGCCAUUGAUGACUCUGCCUAUGUCCUCACCCUCGACUACACCAUAAAGAUGCUCAAUAUCCACGAGCGCUACGAAUGUGGCGUCCCGGUGAUUAUCGAGGGGGAGACGGGGGUGGGCAAGACAGCUCUGAUAGAGAUGUUGUCGAAGUUGUGGAACCAGUCGCUGCUGCUAGAGUGGAAGAAACAACAAGACAGGGUGGUGGAGUUCUUCGUACGCAAAAUGGGGGAUAUACAUGUAUCAGUUGGGAUGUGGGAGAACUAUCAGGCGUGUGCUCUAACGGUACAAUCAAUGAGUGACGGAGAGUACGUGAGUGAAGAAAAAUUGAUUGUGCUCUGUGAACUAUAUGAUGGAACCCACGGCCCACUGUUUGUUAAGGCUCAGUCUUACCUCAACCUGAUGAGAAAUGACCCGGUAGUGGCCUAUUUGACACUCAAGGGUACACAGCACAAAGGCAAGGUCUCAUUGGAGCAGUUGUUCUUUGAAGCUGAUGAACAGAAUACACCCAAGGCAACUGCCAUACUCCUCCAUGCUGUUCUGUGUGCUCAAAUAAUAUCCACCUUCCACAAGAUCAACGUACAUGCUGCCAUGAUACCCUCAGAUAUACAGGAGCAUUUCAAACCUGCGUUCAACCAAGCAAGAGAUUUUAGCGAGGCCUAUAAGGAGAAAGUAUACAAAAAAGAACUCCAGACGUCAGUCAUGGCCAACCCUGCCCCAUUUGUCACCGUGUUUUUGGAUGAAGUAAACACUUCUUCUUGUGUGGGUCUGUUCAAAGAGAUCAUUGUGGACAGGACCUUUGAUGGAGAGCCAAUUCCCGACAACGUGUUCAUAGUAGCUGCGUGUAACCCUCACCGUGGCAACAGCAUGGCAUCGUUAGGUGUGGAGGGUGGCUCGAAGAAGGAUAAGGACAAAUGGGUGAGAGGGACGUACUAUGUCCGCAAGCUCCACCCCACUCUCCAGUUUCUCAUGUGGGACUACGGCUCUCUGGAUGAACAUCAGGAGAAGGAGUACAUUAACACCAAGAUGAAAAUGCUCAACCUGGACAUGUCUAAUACUGAGGUGGCCAGUCUGACAAAGCUGAUUGUGGGUAGUCAGAACAGAAUGAGGCAUUACGCUUUCGAACAGAUGUGUGCCAAUAGGGGGACAACCGAUUCCUUUGCCCGCAUUUCCUCUCGUAGCUGUGUCAGUCAGAGGGACAUUCAGCGCGUCUUUACUCUCUACCAAUGGUUUUUGAAGAUCUACAAGAAACCAGACACACUGAGACUGUAUACUUGCCAGAACUAUAGUCGCCGAGCAGUCUUAGUAGCCAUGGGUAUAGUGUACUAUAUGAGGCUCAACAACCAAUACCGUCAAGAGUACACACAGUUUCUCGAUAAUGAGUUUCGCCUUCCAAAUGAGGUCACUUUUACCAAAGCUUUUGAGCAGGAGCUCGAUUGGUAUAUUCGACUGGUUGAGUUGCCUAAAGGGAUCGCACGCACAAGAGCUCUCAAGGAGAAUAUCUUUGCUACCAUUGUGUGUACAGUCACGCACACUCCCCUCAUUAUUGUUGGUGCUCCUGGGUCUUCAAAAACACUUUCUUUCAACCAGACCAUUGCAAAUUUGAAAGGGGCCGAGUCUCGACAGAAGAUCUUCCGUGAUACAACGAUUUUUCACUCACUCGAUCCCCACUACUACCAGUGCUCUCGACGUACAACGUCCAAUGAAAUCCAGACUGUGUUUUCCCGGGCAAUCAACCGCCAAAGAAGCCACGCUCAAUUCAACCUGCCGAUCUACUGUGUGGUGUUUAUGGACGAGGCAGGCCUUCCGGAGGAGAGCCAUGAAUCAUUGAAGGUCCUCCAUUACCAUCUUGACAAACAAGAAGUUUCCUUUGUGGCUAUCACCAACCAUGUCUUGGAUGCUGCAAAAACCAACAGAGCUAUCAGUUUAUUCCGACCCGAGGCUUCCAAUGAUGACCUUCACACACUAGCUAAAGGAUGCUUCUGUUCAAAUCCAAGUAACCCUCCUCCUGAGUUGGAAGUGGACCUCAAACAAGUUGUCGAGUUGUGUUGUCCAUACUCCACUCUGAUGGAAGAUAAAAGUUUUGCACGAUUUUAUGGCCUUCGAGAUUUCAUCCAGUUAGUGAACUAUUUGCGUCGUAAACGAGAUGAUAGCCAAUCCAUCAGCCCUCAAAUAGUCAUGCAAGCUCUUGAGAGAAACUUCAAUGGCUCUGAAGAUUUUGACAAAAUAUGCGGUAAGUUUUUAGGAGAUAGCAUGGCUAAAGUAAAGCGUCGAGGUAUUUUACACAUUCUACGAGCCAGUUUGGCGGACAGACCACAAGAGAAGCAGGACUUGAGUGAGAACGAAGUGAGAUACAAACUCAUUAUCGACCCCUCUGAGGAUGACUCAUUAGUUCGUCUCCUUUUCUCCUUCGGCAUUCUCAAAAGAGACAAUACUCGAAUCUUUGUAUGCAGCAACUUCCCGGCCGAUGGACAGCUGCAGAAGGUUAACACUAUUGCCGCUAUUCGUCACUCGGCCAUUGAAGGUCACACUGUAGUCAUGAGUCAGACAGACGAUAUUCACGAGAGCUUCUACGACUUAUUCAAUCAGAGAUUUCGAAGAAUUGAUGAUCUCAAUAAAGGCCCUCGAUAUUACACUAAUAUUGCCAUUGGUGCCCACUUCCGACCAUCCAGAGUUCAUCCCAACUUUCAGUGUGUGGUGGUGGUUAAGAAGUCUGAGGUAGUCAAUACCCCAGCCCCUUUUCUGAACCGAUUUGAGAAGUACCUCAUCACUCAUGAGACAAUGCUGGAGACAGCACUCAAUCUCAUGCCACCCAGUAUUGCAUCUAUCAUCAAAGCAGCCAUGGAGAAAGUCCUGGAGUUCAUAGAGCUUGUUUCCGGCUCAGACAGUCUGUACGGAUUGUGUCCACACACACUCAACUCUCUCAUUCUUUCUCUCCUGCCUGCUGUUGACCACACCUACCCUGAGAUUGGAGAGCUGAAUUUGGUAAACAACUCUCGAGACAUACACUUCUAUAUCCUCCAGGAGAUUGUUCAGGCCCUCAGGGAGUGUACAGGCCUCUGCAUACCCAAGUUGUCUAUAGAUGAGUUCAAACUAGACGUGGACGCAGUGUUUGAGCUCGUACUCCAAGACCCAACGUUCAAAGGUCUCAUGCAAAACAUGACUCACACUCAAGCUUCUCAAGCCAUCCCUGAGGCUCUAAAUGCACUCCACAUGGCCGUGUCACCAAAUCGUGGGGAGCAUUUGGAUGUUACCCCUGAGGGCUGUCUAGUGAUUGCACUACUACAACAGUGGCUGGUCCGUUUCCUGACCAAGAGGCUCAUGCAGAUGAUGACUUCCGAGGCGUUCAUUUUGCACAGGAACAAGAUUCCAUUCACCUACUUAAAUAACUACCUCAAUUUCCACACUCAUUUCAGCCUGCUCAAACUUGUAGAGAGCUACCACCAAGCUGUGGACUCUACUAGACAGGACCUUCCGACAUGUUGCAGUGCUACCAAAGUCCUCUGCUACACCCGGUCCUCCCCCCUUAUCCACCAGCUGCCGGCUGAGUUUCCCUGCUCGUAUUUUGGGAUUGAAUUGGAGUCCAUAGUUCGUGACCUACUUGAGAAAUUUGUCUUCUCGGAAACCAACAAACUUGUGAUGUACAAACUAUCAAGUAUUCUCUCUCAGACAACUAUUCAGGACUUUAUUAGAAAUUUCUUACACUCCGAAACAGCCGAAGUGUGCUUACUCGUAGUGAACAUGCACGAGACCACUAAAGAGAUUGUGAAUCACGUUCGGAUCAUGAUUGAAGAAGCCGAAACUCUAUCAACUAAACAGACGACCAAGAUAUUUGUGAUGCUACUUCACUUUCCACCCUCCCAGUUUUACCAAAUUUGCUAUCCCUCACUCUUCCUGAAGGGAUGGGACCACUUUUACAUGGAUACCAUUGCUCACAGCGCCGUACAAGGAGUCGUUGACAUUAGAGACUGGUUUUGGCAGUGCUGUUUCCCUAACCAAUCCUCUCAACUGGAAGAAGACACUCUGCUGAAAACACUACUUGGUAUCUUGCCACAGUCUAUAUCGGUACUAGCUGCACGCGUGUUCUUUGGCUCGAGACAAAAUAGUUCUUUCAAUUCCACAAUGAAUGGUCUAGAACGUUCUAAAGCUCUCAAUGAGCUCCUGUUAAAGAAAGGACGUGACGGGAUCACGGUCGGUCGAAUGCUUUGUGAAAAGUUCCGAGCUUAUUGGAAACCAGAUUUCAUGGCCGAACACCUGGAGAAGGCAGCUAUUUUCUCAAGAAACAGAGAAUCCACCCUCAACAUAACCGAGUCGAUUCAAACAAACGUAAAGAGUCUUUUUUUCGAUUUCCUUGUAUAUAUGGUUUCAAAAAUUAACGAAAACUACAACAUUGACAUCAUUUUUGAUGCCGAUUGCUCUGAAACUGUUCAAGACCUGUUCCUCAAGAUCCUGAAAGUAUUCCCGACUCCAAAAUUAUCUCUACUCAGCGAUAGCCUGCCACAACUAAAGCCACAACUACAGCCACUGGUUUACACACCAAAGUUUCCUUUCUUUCAAACUGUUUGCGAUACUAUGGAGAAGGUUGUUGAGCAGAGUAGGAAAGAGGCUAACGUGAAACUGGACAUACUCAGUGACAUAACCACACCCCCUGACGAUCAUGCUGUGAGCCAUCAGGAUAUUCUGAGCACUCUACAGCAAGCCAUCUCCAACACACUCACUGAGAAAAUUGAGGGCUCUACAAGCAAGCAGGUGCUGGAGUUGGUUGCCAAGGCAAUCUCCAAUGAUGUAGAGCUGUGGAACAGGUACUUCAUUGACUUUGUCAUGCACAAGCUUCGACUCGACUCCGAAGACUCGGCAGGUGGCAUUGCUCAGCAGAUGCUGUACACGUUCAUGAGCCAGCUGCAUAAGUUAGAGGCUUUGGAGAGGGUCAUCAAUCUCCAUGCCUUCCUCCAUGUGUACCAGCUGGACCUGGCCAAGUUGGCGUCCAAUCUCAGGCCUCUCAUAAAACUGUAUAAGCUCCAUAAAGACACGCCCAGCAUACAGGCCAGCGUCCUCACACCCGUCACGCCAGUUUCCCCCUCACGCAAGCUCCUCUCCAUCGUCCAACAAAACCAACUCCCUUUCGGCUCACCAGAGCAUCUCGCUACGUUUGUGGUUACCACUCUCUUUGACGCUCUGGCGGGCUUCCUCUAUACCAAAGAGAAGUCACAAAUAGAUGCAAAUGACAGCAUGAGGAUCUGGCACAAUGUGUACAGAGAUGUGAUGACCCUGCCUAACCUCAAGCAGAAUAUCUACUCAGCACUGGGGGUGGGUAAAGAGAUAGAGGAAGUCGAGGGACGUCUCAAUAUCAUGCAGACCACCUUCCUCACACUGCAAAUCAGCCCAGACCUGAGCCAAGAUGAGGAAGCAGUCAUAAAGGGACAGCACAUCUUCAGGACGCUGUUUUCCAGGCAUUUUGACGACACCAUGGAGAUGAAGACUGAAUGCCCACGACUACGUGCAGUGGUCCGUGUGCUCACUUCUCCCCCGGGCAUGUCCCUGAACGCCUCAAGAGUGCUCUUUGAGGGUCUAUUCGCUCACUUCUUCUCACCCGAGAGAGGGCUUUACGACUCAGACGAUAUCCGUUGGUUCCUGGAACUGGCCAACUGUCAGAAGGAGUGGGGGAGUGGUCAACUCGAGGAAAGAUGUAGUGGUCUAUCAGCUGACUUGUCUGACCACCUUGUGACACAGCCAGAACAGAGCUUGAUGACCGGAAUCACCGAAAUGCCUGAGGGUGUAGUGAGCAUGAACAUAUUCAAGCUGUACCUGGGCAACAUCCUUAGACAGUGUGACUUUCACUCAGACAGUACAGCUGACAGUGGCCCCCUGCAACUGUAUCACCAGCACCCCCGCAGUGAGAUAGGAGCUGUACUCACCAGUCGCCCUGAGCUGGGGCCUCCGGGACCAUUCAUACCAAAGUUUUACAAGGAGUGCACCUUCAUCAAUAACCCUUGUAUGCAGCAGCCACUAGCCCACCUUUACUUCCUCACUGUACUGGAGCACCUGAUGAGCAAGCCUUGUGACCUCUUAGAUUUCAUUAAAAUGGCCAAAAGCAUAAACACCCUCUGUACCUCCCAACCCACCAUUGAUGCUUUCAAGGUUAUACUCUACAUAGAGCUGCAGGCCGUCACACAAGUCAUAGCCCAGCAGCUGGCAUUGCACCUUGACCCCUCUGACUCGAAUAAGUUUACCUGUAUCAAAGAUAUCACCUUGGAGUUGAAUGAGAUACUGGACGAUGAAAUCACAGGAGGGGGUCCUGAGGGGGGUCACGGGAUGGUGGUCGCACUACAUCUGCUUAAAAUGCUCAUUGACCAGAGUCCUCAAAAAUUCACAGACCUUUUUGAUAAGAAGUACAAGACUGAGCGUGACCUUAAGAAGAUAAAUUGCUUGGAACCAUUCUAUAAGAAGACUCCGUCUGUGUCAUGUGCUCAUUACUUGCUGCUUAUGAUGCCAGAUGCUGAUGGAUAUAUGAAAAUCCUGUUUAACCAAGUUGUUAGGAUCAUGAUGUCCAUUCACAAGGGCGGGAACAUUGAAUCUUUGAAAACCCUUGCGGCUACUGAGUGUGCCCACUCAUCGAAGAGGAGUCCCGAAGUGCCAGCUGCCUGGCACACUGAUAGGAGGAACACGUUCAGAAUGAUGGUGUGGCUAGUAGCCUACUAUGAGUACUACUGCAAAAAAAUCCCUUCUAAUACUCUGUGUAAUGCUAUGAGCCAUCCAGACAUGACCCCCUAUCUAAAGGAGGAGGGAUAUGUUCGAAUGAUUCGAUGCUUUCUACUGCCAGAGCUAAUGAUUCAACAAAAGGAAGCACCAAACGCUCUCAGAGAAGAUGAGGUCGACAGGAGACAUCGACCAAUCAGACGAGGGGGAAAUGAGAUGGAUCCAGUUUAUGAGCUAUUCAUGCCCAGUCACCCUGAACAACAAGACCAAUCAGAUGUUGACUUACGUCACACUCUGGCCAAUAUGGUUGCCAUGGUGAUUGGCAGUCCAGCCCGAAGCAACCAUCUAUGGUUCCACAUGUUUGCUCCCGAGCAGCUGGUCAAUACCUACAUCACGAGGUUCAUGGGAGAGUUUGGGAGCUCAGACUACAACAAAUGUGCCACUCGUGACACGUGCACUCUCCACUCUCUCCACCUCCUUCUCUUAACCAACUUUGGAGCCUUCACCAUGUCACUAUUGACUCUCCCAGACGCAGAUGCCAGGAUACACGGACCACAGAUCUCAGACUGGCAGUCUGUGCGUCACUACUGUGUGUCACAGCUGAGGACUGUAUGGCAGUACUUGACGAACAAUCUGGGGCUCUCUGAGGAAGAGAGGACAUUCUUUGUGAAUCAAUGUCUCAAGACCUUCCAUGAGGUGGUCAACAGAUCUCUUGAGCCGCUCCCUUCCCCCCAGCUGCUUGAGUCGGGUGAGCUGGUGAAAGACUCAAUGAAAGGGCUCUUUGUCAGCAGAGAAGAGCUUAAUGAUUACGAGAGGCUCUGGCACUGUCAUGUGUACCAACCAACAUGGAACCAGUUGCAAGAAAAAUUUGCCGUCUACUCCAACCUCUGCCAAAACAUUAUUUUUGCUAAGUUGAGGUGUCUAGACAUCAAUUACCCGUACUUCCUGUCAGAGACUGACUUUGUGAAUUGUAAGUUGGAGCAGCACUCGGAUGGUGAAGUCUUGAGGGGACUGUCAGAGUUUGCCCAGGGCUGGCGGAGGUUACAAGCAGGAGGACUGCUACUCCCUGACCUGGUCGAGUUCUACCGAUGGCUGCACACUGAGCUGUCCCACCUAAUGACGUACGAACGGACUACCACUGUAACCAUUCACAGAGUUGUGCAGCUGGCCGCCAGGAGGUACAGCUCACCAAUGGGUGAAUACAUUCUCGCCCUAUACGACAGAGUCAAGACAGGGUACAACAAUUAUGUGGAGCUGAUUGGUGGGGCCAUUGAGGCGGGGGCAGGUGCGGCAGUCAAACAGGAGAACAAAAGAUUCACAAUUGCUGAUAACGUGCCUCUCCUCCACUUCCUCACUGUAACCCACAAAGGUCACCAUACACAAGAUGCUGGGGAGCAAGGCAAUGAUUGGUUGUUCACAGUGAUAGCGGACAUUGUGAACACUCACAACCAAGCCAUUGAGAACCUCUACAACAUUGUCCACUCUCAGAAACAGCUACAUCUUACGAGACUCCUCCCAGAGCAGCCGGCCAAGAUCCUCCUAACUGAGGUCACCAAGAAGAACUGCAUCAUCGGCACCUUUACAAGCCUACAUGGAGUGAGCAACUUCCUUCAGAUCAUUCGUAGUCGCUACGUGCCACCAAAAUUCAAGUCUUUGCCAGAUAAAAUCACACAGGGUUCAAGUAUGUCCUUUGCUCCCCUACAAACUAAGGACGAGCCUGAGUUCCAACUAAAGCACCUUGAAGAGGACUUAGUGAGACUGUUCAACGCAGGAAAGCCACUGAUUGAGUCACCCUCCUCCAUACGCACUCUGUUCAAGUUCAAGCAUAGCCAUCGUCUGGAUGACGUGAUCAUUCCUGAUAAUGUGAUCCGAGCCACGCUGGACUUGGAGGAGAUUGGUUACAAACUACCAGACGAGUACAUGGAGCCUCUCUCUGCCAACCUGAACAAGCGGUUGGAGUACGAGUUUCACUCUUGUGGUUACAACAACCUCAUUGAAAUCAUUACUGCUCUCAGGACAGUCUGUGGACACCUGGUCAAGGUAAUUAUGAAGGAUGCUCAGAACAAAGACCUGAACACACUCACUCUACCCCGAUUCAUGAUGGACUACGUCUACGAGCACCUUAGCGACCCACAGAGAGUGCUCCACGAGAUCGGUGUAACUCCACACUCCCUCGAACAAUCCCAACUAACAUGCCUCAUCGAUAUCCCACUACCCUCUGUGUUUGCUUGCUUCCAACGUUUUGUGCAGUGGAUGGAUAAUGGCGUGUACGAUUUCUGUAACCUCUCUCAUGCUAUAAAAGUGGAUCUCUCUGAGGAUGACGUGAUGUUUUUCGAGUUGGAACUGAGAAAGAAGUGGACAGGAACGACUAAAGAGCUAGAGUCGGAGGUGAAGCAGAUGAUUGAGGUACUCAAACACUCUGAGAAUGAUAUUAUCACUAGGACUGUGAACAAGCAAGCUGCAAGAGUAUCAAUCAUUGAGUACUUCAGUAAAGAGGACAAGCUUCCUCCCCUCAUCCCAGAAACAGUGGUUCUUCAAAACUACGUCCACUUUAGACUCACUCUAAGAAGGUUGUUGAUCAACUUGCAAACUGAGCUAGCGACAGGUGCAGACGCUCAGGCCCAAGGCAACCAAUGGUCAGAGUUUGUGGCAGACCUUUGGAAUGCAUAUCUGCCUCAUCUCAGAGAAGAAACACGCGGAGAGGGAGAAUUCGUUUUCGAUCCUUCUACGAAUCGCUACGGCUUCGAAAACCAAUCACACUAUUCUUGUGACGAUGAGCUAUUCAUGCAAGAACUGGAGAAUGACGGAUAUGAUGAGGUGGUGGUGGAAGGGUUUGGUAACAACGUGGCGGAAGGGGGCUCUUUUGUAGAGGUGGAUAUCAGUCUAUCGCAGGUGACCCACACGUACGAUCUGGCUCAGUCAACUGAUGAAGAGGAGGAAUCAUAUGUAAAUGAUGUGACCAAGCCUUCACGAUCCAACGAGGAAGACCUAGCAUUUGAAAGACUCCAGGACCCUGACUUCCAGAAGAAGAUACUGUCGAUGGCACAGAGCAUCAUAAAGAAAGAUAAGCAAGAGUUAGUCUCCAAAGCCAGGACCUAUACGCCUAAAGAUGUGGGAGACUUCCUUAUAAGCAUUAAGCUAGAGGAGUACGUACAAGCGUUUAUUGAAGCUGAUGUUGGAGGAGACGUCUUGUUGGAUGCCGAUUGCGAAUUCCUGAAUGCACUUGAAGUCAACUCUCUCCUUGAUUGUGUUCGUAUCAUGACUCUGUUUACACGGCGACUACAAAACACUGAGCCACGCCUCCCUGUCUCCGAAGUACUGAGGUUCUUAAGAGAAAAUAAAUUUGAGAAAUAUGUCGAACUUUUUAAGCAGAAUGAGAUCGAUGGUGACAUGCUAGUGGAUACUGAUCCAGGGCUUAUAAAGAACAUGUUGAAGGAUAUUGGAAUAGUGGUGGUGGACAGAGUGAGUAUUCUUAACAAGUUUAAAACUUUUGCUAGUAGUGAACAGUGAACUACAUGACUUGUAUAAGUAAAUUGUUGUAGCUAUUCUGAUUGUUUUAUAAUUAUUGUGCUUUAAAGUUAUCACAUGCUACUUAAUUUAGUAACCUUAUUCUUGUAAUUGUUGGUCACAUGACACUUAUAGUUGUUGAAACAGAUUGUAUAAAGAGCUUUUUGCCCUAGUUACACACUUGUUAAUUAUUAUUGUUCAA
Messenger RNA from Halichondria panicea, 17415 nucleotides. RefSeq lists its product as uncharacterized. NCBI's taxonomy places the organism in Eukaryota, Metazoa, Porifera, Demospongiae, Suberitida, Halichondriidae. Gene Ontology annotation, molecular function: ATP hydrolysis activity; protein binding; ubiquitin-protein transferase activity. The coding region runs from base 216 to 17216 and encodes 5666 amino acids. The transcript is spliced from 59 exons. The record is from RefSeq and is a predicted model, not a curated record.